Messenger RNA from Dryobates pubescens (Downy woodpecker), 10709 nucleotides. RefSeq names its product dedicator of cytokinesis 3 (gene DOCK3). Gene Ontology annotation, cellular component: plasma membrane; cytoplasm. Gene Ontology annotation, molecular function: GTPase activator activity; small GTPase binding; guanyl-nucleotide exchange factor activity. NCBI's taxonomy places the organism in Eukaryota, Metazoa, Chordata, Aves, Piciformes, Picidae. The transcript is spliced from 56 exons. The record is from RefSeq and is a predicted model, not a curated record. Bases 330 to 6713 code for a protein of 2127 amino acids. Gene Ontology annotation, biological process: small GTPase-mediated signal transduction.
GAGCAGCCGGUCUGCUGUGGGAGUGAGAAUCGCUGGGUCGGCGGCGAGCGCCUGCCGGGGGCUGAGGGGAGCCGCGGCUGUUGCUGCGCGGGCGGGCGGGGGGGCGAUCUCACCCCCGCCCCCCCCCCCCCCCCCCCCCCAUCUCCAGCAGCGGCCAGGGAACCUUUAGCGCAGCCCCGACUGGAGCUUGAGGUGGGGGCUGCGGCGAAGAAGCGGCGCCCCCGCUGAGGGGGAGAAGAGGAACGGCCGCCCCCGCUCCAUGCGCGGCACCCGCUUGCCUCGAUCUGCCCAGGGAAUCCGCGGCCGUGGCCGGCUGCCGCCGCAGCAGCAUGUGGAGCCCGACCGAGGAGGAGAAAUACGGCGUGGUGAUAUGCAGCUUCCGAGGAGCUGUACCGCAAGGCUUGGUCCUGGAACUAGGUGAAACUGUCCAGAUCCUAGAGAAAUGUGAAGGCUGGUACAGAGGUGUUUCCAUUAAGAAGCCCAAUGUGAAGGGGAUUUUUCCUGCAAAUUACAUUCACCUGAAAAAGGCAAUUGUCAGUAACAGGGGGCAAUAUGAAACAGUUGUUCCACUUGAAGAUUCUGUUGUGACUGAAGUCACAGCAACACUGCAGGAAUGGGCUGUGCUCUGGAAACAGCUGUAUGUGAAACAUAAGGUAGAUCUUUUCUACAAACUGCGGCAUGUGAUGAAUGAGCUCAUUGACCUACGUAGACAGCUGCUGUCAGGUCACUUGACACAGGAUCAGGUGCGAGAGGUCAAGAGACACCUCACAGUGAGGCUGGACUGGGGCAAUGAACAUUUGGGCCUGGAUUUAGUUCCUCGGAAGGAUUUUGAGGUUGUGGAUUCAGAUCAGAUCAGUGUUUCAGAUCUUUAUAAAAUGCAUUUGUCAAGUAGACACAGCGUCCAGCAGAGCACAUCACAGGUGGAUACGAUCCGUCAGCGUCACGGGGAAGCUUGCCGUAUGCCAGUGCCUCAUCACUUCUUCCUCAGUCUGAAGAGCUUCACCUACAACACAAUUGGAGAAGACACAGAUGUCUUUUUCUCAUUGUAUGAUGUCCGAGAAGGCAAGCAGAUCAGUGAGAGGUUUAUGGUGAGGUUAAAUAAGAAUGGAGGCCCCAGGAAUCCGGAGAAGAUAGAUCGGAUGUGUGCACUUUUCACGGAUCUCAGCAGCAAGGACAUGAAGAGAGAUUUGUACAUAGUUGCCCAUGUAAUUCGAAUAGGUCGCAUGUUGCUAAAUGACUCAAAAAAAGGACCCCCUCACUUACACUAUCGCCGCCCCUACGGCUGUGCAGUGUUGAGCAUCAUGGAUGUACUUCAGUCAAUCUCAGAAAUAAAAGAAGAGAAGGAUUUUGUUCUCAAAGUUUACACGUGUAACAAUGAAAAUGAAUGGUGCCAGAUCCAUGAAAAUAUUAUUCGCAAGUCCAGCACCAAAUACACAGCCCCCAGCUCAAACUACGGACUUAUAAUAUCUCUUCAGCUUCUUCGUGGUGACAUGGAGCAGAUUCGAAGGGAAAACCCCAUGAUCUUUAACAGAGGUGUUUCUGUUACCAGGAAGCUGGGGUUUCCUGAUGUCAUAAUGCCAGGUGACAUACGCAAUGACUUAUACCUGACGUUAGAAAAGGGAGACUUUGAAAGAGGUGGGAAGAGUGUGCAGAAGAACAUUGAAGUCACCAUGUAUGUGCUCUAUGCAGAUGGAGAAAUCUUGAAGGACUGCAUCAGCCUGGGCUCAGGAGAGCCAAGCAGGAGUGCAUACCACUCUUUUGUCCUUUACCACAAUAACAGCCCUCGGUGGGGGGAAAUCAUCAAGUUGCCCAUCCCUAUAGACAGGUUCCGUGGGUCUCACCUCCGGUUUGAGUUCAGACAUUGCUCCACUAAAGACAAGGGAGAAAAGAAGCUCUUUGGUUUUGCAUUCACUCCACUGAUGAGAGAUGAUGGCACUACCUUGUCAGAUGACAUCCACGAGCUUUAUGUUUAUAAGUGUGAUGAGAACAGCACAUUUAACAAUCACGCGCUGUACCUGGGGCUGCCUUGCUGCAAAGAGGACUACAACGGCUGCCCCAACAUCCCUUCCAGCCUCAUUUUCCAGCGCAGCACCAAAGAGACCUUUUCAGUCUCCACACAGCUCUCCUCUACCAAACUGACCCAGAAUGUGGAUUUGCUUGCCCUCCUGAAAUGGAAAGCUUACCCAGAUCGUGUGAUGGACAUUCUAGGAAGACUGAGACAUGUCAGUGGCGAGGAAAUUGUUAAGUUCUUACAAGAUAUUCUCGACACGCUGUUUGUAGUUUUGGAUGACAACACAGAAAAGUAUGGUCUGCUGGUCUUCCAGUCUUUGGUAUUCAUCAUCAAUCUGCUGCGUGACAGCAAGUAUUUCCAUUUUCGACCCGUGAUGGACACUUACAUUCAGAAGCACUUUGCAGGAGCACUGGCUUACAAAGAACUGAUCCGAUGUUUGAAGUGGUACAUGGACCGUUCAGCUGAGCUUGUACGCCAGGACCACAUCCAGGAGGCUAUGAGAGCCUUGGAAUAUCUUUUCAAGUUCAUUGUCCAAUCUCGGAUCCUUUACUCCAGAGCUACUUGUGGAAUGGAGGAGGAACAGUUCCGCUCCAGCAUCCAGGAGCUUUUCCAGUCCAUCAGAUUUGUGCUCAGCUUGGACAGCAGGAGCUCUGAGACUCUCAUCUUCACACAGGCCUCUCAGCCUGGAGGGCAGGCGAGCGGAGCUGGGACAUGUGCCCCACAAAAAUGUGGCGGUACUUCAAGGCCAUCAUUUAAUUCUGCUGCUCUGCUGAACUCCUUCCCUGCUAUCUUUGAUGAGCUGCUGCAGAUGUUCACUGUGCAGGAAGUUGCAGAGUUCGUGAGGGGCACUCUGGGCAGCAUGCCCAGCACAGUGCACAUCGGGCAGUCCAUGGAUGUCGUCAAGCUGCAGUCCAUCGCGCGCACUGUUGACAGCCGUCUCUUCUCUUUCUCAGAGUCCCGGCGCAUCCUGCUACCUGUCGUUCUUCACCACAUUCACCUUCACCUACGACAGCAGAAGGAGCUACUUAUCUGCUCUGGGAUCCUCAGUAGUAUCUUCUCCAUAAUCAAGACCAGCUCUUUGGAGGGAGAUGUCGUGGAGGAGGUUGAGAUGAUGGUGGAGAGCCUCCUGGAUGUGCUUUUACAAACUCUGCUUACAAUCAUGAGUAAAUCGCAGUCUCAGGAGGCGGUAAGAGGGCAGCGUUGCCCGCAGUGCACAGCAGAAAUCACUGGAGAAUAUGUCUCCUGCCUUUUAUCUUUGCUUCGUCAGAUGUCAGACACUCAUUUCCAGCACUUACUGGACAACUUCCAAAGCAAGGAUGAACUAAAGGAGUUCCUGCUGAAGAUCUUCUGUGUGUUUCGGAACCUGAUGAAAAUGAGUGUCUUUCCUCGAGACUGGAUGGUGAUGAGGUUGCUCACCAGCAAUAUCAUAGUCACAACAGUUCAGUACCUGUCUUCUGCACUGCAUAAGAAUUUCACAGAAGCCGACUUUGAUUUUAAGGUGUGGAACUCCUAUUUCAGCCUGGCAGUUUUGUUUAUAAACCAGCCCAGUCUCCAACUAGAAAAUGCCACACCAGCUAAGAGGAAGAAGAUUCUGGAUAAAUAUGGUGAUAUGAGAGUGAUGAUGGCAUAUGAACUCUUCAGCAUGUGGCAGAACCUGGGUGAACACAAGAUUCACUUUAUUCCUGGAAUGAUUGGACCCUUCCUUGGUGUUACUCUUGUUCCUCAACCAGAAGUUCGGAAUAUCAUGAUCCCUAUUUUCCAUGACAUGAUGGACUGGGAGCAGAGGAAGAACGGCAACUUCAAACAGGUGGAAGCUGAGCUGAUCGACAAGCUGGACAGCCUGGUGUCUGAAGGAAAAGGUGAUGAGAACUACAGGGAGCUCUUCAGCCUGCUAACCCAGCUCUUUGGGCCUUAUCCCAGCCUGCUGGAGAAGAUUGAGCAGGAGACAUGGCGGGAGACCGGAAUCUCUUUUGUCACAUCAGUUACCCGUCUCAUGGAGCGCCUGCUUGACUAUAGGGACUGUAUGAAAGGAGAUGAGACAGAAAACAAGAAAAUUGGCUGCACUGUUAACCUUAUGAAUUUCUAUAAAUCUGAGAUCAACAAGGAGGAGAUGUACAUCCGCUACAUCCACAAGCUGUGUGACAUGCACUUACAGGCCGAGAACUACACAGAGGCUGCUUUUACUUUGCUUUUGUACUGUGAGUUGCUUCAGUGGGAGGACAGACCUCUGAGAGAGUUCCUGCAUUAUCCAUCUCAGUCAGAGUGGCAACGUAAGGAAGGUCUGUGCCGUAAGAUUAUCCAUUACUUCAACAAAGGGAAGAGCUGGGAGUUUGGAAUCCCACUGUGCCGAGAACUGGCCCUACAGUAUGAGAGUCUCUAUGAUUACCAGAGCCUUAGCUGGAUUCGAAAAAUGGAAGCUACCUAUUAUGAUAACAUCAUGGAACAGCAGCGCUUAGAACCUGAGUUUUUCAGAGUUGGGUUUUAUGGCCGGAAGUUCCCCUUCUUCCUGCGGAACAAAGAGUAUGUAUGUCGGGGCCACGACUAUGAGAGGCUGGAAGCCUUCCAGCAGAGGAUGCUAAGCGAGUUCCCACAAGCCAUUGCAAUGCAGCAUCCAAACCACCCAGAUGAUUCUAUAUUGCAGUGUGAUGCCCAGUAUUUACAGAUCUAUGCAGUGACUCCCAUCCCAGAAAACAUCGACGUGCUGCAAAUGGAUCGUGUCCCUGACCGCAUAAAGAGCUUUUACCGAGUCAACAACAUCCGCAAGUUCCGCUAUGACAGACCCUUCCACAAAGGCCCCAAGGACAAGGAGAACGAAUUCAAGAGCUUGUGGAUUGAACGUACCACUCUGACCUUGACUCACAGUUUGCCUGGGAUCUCUCGUUGGUUUGAAGUGGAGAGAAGAGAACUGGUUGAAGUAAGUCCUUUGGAAAAUGCCAUUCAAGUGGUUGAGAACAAAAACCAGGAGCUGAGAACGCUGAUAAGCCAGUACCAGCAUAAACAAAUGCAUGGCAACAUCAAUCUUCUCAGCAUGUGUCUGAAUGGAGUGAUUGAUGCAGCUGUUAACGGGGGAAUUGCACGAUACCAGGAGGCCUUUUUUGAUAAAGACUAUAUCACAAAGCACCCUGGAGAUGCAGAGAAGAUUACACAGCUCAAGGAACUCAUGCAGGAACAGGUACAUGUCUUAGGAGUGGGUCUGGCGGUCCAUGAGAAAUUUGUACACCCAGAAAUGCGUCCCUUGCAUAAGAAACUGAUAGACCAGUUCCAGAUGAUGCGAUCCAGUCUGUACCACGAGUUACCUGGCUUGGAUAAGCUGAGUCCAGCCUGUUCUGGCACUAGUACACCACGCAGCAAUGUGCUGGUUUCACAUGGACCUAUGAGCCCAGAGAGCAUGAAGCUGAUGCAUCGACACAGCCCACUGAACAUGCUUGGUUCAGUCCGACACUCAUCGUCCUCUCUGUCGUCCCACACCUCCAGUGAAACAGGAAACCUGGUUAUCCUGACAGACAGCUCUGUGGGGGAGACCGCUGAGGACAUGUACCACAUGCAGGCUAGCCCUUCCACCUCAAGCCUGAGCUCUACUCACUCGGCACCGUCCCAGAUGAUUAACUCUGCCCCUCCCAGUGCUCGAGUGCUGAUGAAAGGUGCUGGAUUGACAACACUGGAGGCUGAAGCCCUCUAUUUACCCACAGAACAGAUACACCAUGGGCGGCAGUUGUGCAAGCUUCCUCACGCUGCCCCCACCAAUGUGCCUCAUCUCUGUCCUGGAGGGACCACCUCUAGAGGCUCUCCCUCUCUACCAGAUAAGUACCGCCACUCUCGGGAGAUGAUGAUGCUGCUGCCAGCCCAUCGAGACCGACCCAGCAGUGCCAUGUAUCCCGCAGCUAUCAUAGAAAAUGGACAGCCUCCAAAUUUCCAGCGCGCCUUGAUCCAGCAAAUGAUUGGACCAUGCAAACCUUGCAGUGAUCCCAACCUGUCUGUGGCUGAGAAAGCUGUGCCAGCAGCGCCCAGUAGCUGGAGCCUAGACAGCGGAACCAGAGAGGCGCUGCCAUUCCUGUCUGCCCACGUUGGGAGCAUCUUGGCCCCACCAGUGCCUCCCCGAAGCCUCCCCCAUGGACACUACUCACUGCACUUCGAUGCCUUCCAUCACCAGCUCAGUGAUGCUCCUCCAGCACUGCCUGCACGAACGUUGCGCAAGUCCCCUCUUCAUCCUAUCCCUGCCUCACCCACCAGCCCGCAGUCUGGUCUAGAUGGAAGCAACUCCACUUUAUCUGGCAGUGCAAGCAGUGGUGUCUCUUCCUUGAGUGAGAGCAAUUUUGGACAUUCUUCUGAACCACCUCCUCGCACAGACACCAUGGAUUCUGUCCCCAGCCAGGCCUGGAACACUGAUGAAGAUCUAGAGACACCCUACCUCCCUGUCAGGUACAGUCUCUCUGAGCCUGAUGUCCUAGAGUCACUCAAAUCCCAGCCAUGCCGAAGCCACUCUGCUCCAUCUGGAGUCAUUCCUCAGGACACCAUGGACCCUCCUGCUCUACCCCCCAAACCUUACCACUCUCGGCUGCCAAACAUGGAGAACGAGGAGGGGAUGAUCAUUGAGGAUGAUGACAAACACCGCCCGUUGCAUCGUAAAGUGUCCCAACCAGUGAGCGGUGGGAAGGAGGAGCAGGCCAGGGUAGCAUGGGAGCAUGGCAUCAGUGAGCAGUAGGGACGGCUCCUGGUAAGCAGCUUGCAUCAUCAUUCCAGGUCCGAGUGCAGAGGAGAGAGGUGAGGACUCGGAGAACAGCAAACCGAUUUUCUACUGCCGCAAGUGUAUGUCUGGAGCCCAUGAAAGCAACUGGGCCAGCAUGGGAGGUUGCUGCUUUCCUUUUUAAUUUCUUUUUACUCCUUUCUGUUAUGUUUUUUAACUUUCUGUGCAGUGGACAGUUUACUCCUGCAGUUUCUUAACCAGAUCGUAUGGCACACAAGCCAUAGGGGCUUGCAGAAGCUGAAAGAUACAGUUUGAAGUGGAGAGGGAAGAAGGGGGGAAUGCGGCAAGUUGAUUUUGAAACUGCUUUCCUCCCUGUUCUGAGACGCACAUGAGUAGAAGCACUUGCACUAGGGACAUAUUUCUUUGUUGUACAGAAGUGAAAGCUCAUUGCUGAAAUCAGGGAUUCUAUGAACUGUCAGGCUGGAAGGCACAUGAGCUGCAGGCAGUGGCAAGAUGGCAAUUCUAAGAAGAAAUUGGCUCUUUUGAGAGCAGGAUUGUACAUAUCUGUGCAGUGAUCUCCCUGCAUUGGUUCAUAGGUGCUGAGGCAAUCUAACCAGUGCUGAUGCACUGGUUUCCAAGGUAUCAUUUCCAACACACUCUGCCUCCUUUGUUUUUUAUGUACUGUUUGAUUUCUUAAAUUUUGCUUUCACUGGCUAAACCAAGCUGCUUUCUCAUUGGAAUCAUAUGCUAUUCAUCUGUGCUACAGAAUGAGAGGGGUUAGUAGCCAUUGGAGCUACAACCUAAUUGUAGGCCUUUCCCAUGCCCAGUUUUGGGCAGGCUGUUGACACCAGCAUUUCUAUUCCAGUUUAAAAGAACAAACACAUCAACAACCAAAUUGAGUUUCUCGUGCUAUAGCUGGUUGAUGACCCAGCCAGUAGAGAAAAGGUGGCUUAAAUGCAUCAUAUCCAAGAAUCCUUGCCUCAGGGCUGAACAUCACAAUUCUCACCACCUUCCAUCCCCCAGGAGCUGAGAUUCAUUCCCCGUCAACAUCCUCAGUCCCUCCCAAACACUCACUGCAGCUGGUGUGCAGGGGGAGUCUCCAUCUCUCACAGCAGACAGAAAACACCACAAUUCAAGAAAUGCCCAGUUUAUAGUGUACACCCUAAAGUCAGGGAUCUUAAAGGCAACCUGUAAAGAAGAAAUGUUUGUUUCCUCUUUUGCUCCUUUAGGAUGUAUAAAGAAGCUUUAAGAGAGCUGCUGCUUCUCUCUUGGAAGGUUGAUUACUUUUCUCCUCAGACAGCAAUACAGUCUUGUCCCCACCCCCAAGUCUUUUUUUUUAUUGACAGGCUCCAGAGAAGGCUGAAGGACAUGGUGGGGAGAGGGGGAAGAAAGAGGACAGUGCAGGGGUGAAGACAGUACAAGUCUGUGAACACAAAACAAGCCUUUUAAUCAGUAUUUGUUUAGUUCAGUACAUGAGAAACUAGGAAAAAAACACCUGUGAUUACCAGUAGAGAGACAAGAUCUGUUCCUUGGAAAUAACACUAAACAACCCUUUAUUCCUCUUUUCAGAAUUUCCAAGACAUUUCAAUGAAGAAAGUAUCAAAUAUUUAACAUUGUUAGACAAACAAAUUCCUUCACCUUGCCAUGCCCAUACAUAUUUUAGCCUUCUUUAGAACCCUCUCUGCCUGCAGACUGCAAAGCACACUCCAGGGGAUGGGAACAGGCCCCCCCUCCUCCUUACCACUGGAAAAUGUGAAGCACAUUCAAGUGAGACUUACCUCCAUAUAAAUUAGUGUCAGAAACAGAACUAGCACUCACCUUUCAUACUGAAUUCUUGCCCUAACCACACAGUUUAUCAUGCUACAAACAGCAUAAAGAAGCAAAAAAGGACAUCCUAAUUUUUACAGGUCACCUUUAGCACUACCUCUAAAUACAGAGACUGGGCAGAGUACAUUGCUUCUGAACUAUCCUAAAGAGUGUCUGUCUGUACAAAUUCUGGACUCAGUGAUUGUAUGAAGGGGAUUUUAAGAGGAUUUGUUUUGUUUCUUUCUCAAGCUCUAGCCCAUGCAAAACUAGUUUAUGAAUUUGUUUCUUAAAUGGCCUAUUUGGCUGGAACAAAGUCUCUCUUGCUUCCUCUACUUUGUUACUAACACAGGCUGCUUGUAAUCAUUAUAUCUUUCACAAUUAAGACAUUGAUAAUAAAACCUGGCCUAUAGGGUUUCAUGCUUCAUCUCUAGCAGGAAGGAAAGUUAUCCAAUGCUAGGACAGUCCUAAAUGUUAAUGAACCAAGAUGGAUCUCUGCUAUAGAACACAAGUAUGAAAACUCAACUCAAAAUGAUGUUUUUGGUAAAGGUAAGUCAAGGUAAUUCCUCAGAAGUGAGUGAAAUAUUUUCACAUGUGCUAUUCUCCAUUCUGACUGAGACUCCUCAAGUGAAGCUUUUAAGAGAACAAAGUACUCAGUUCCUUCACCCCUGCCCCCUCUUUCAGUUUUAUUCUGGCCAGAAGAUUAAAAGUAGUAAAUGACUUAGCUUCCUUAGUGUAAAGAAACAGCAGGUCUUACAAGUAAAACUUUGCAAAACCAAGAGUGCAACUAACAUGGGGUUAAGUCCCUGUCAGCUGUAAAGCCUGCCCACUAGCGUUCUGCUCAGUCUCUGAAAAGGUAUCAUCCUGCUCUAGUACAAUGCACAAUGUCUGAGACACUGUACAACAGCAGCGAGCCCAUUUUGGGAGCCUGACAAUACCAAUAAUCUGUAUUGGUAUGGGUUUGGGUUUGAAGAUUGAUCAGAUGAUGGAUACAAAUACCCAGUUCAUAGCAGGUCCACACAGAGAAUGGCAGAAUAAAUUUACCAAAGCCUCUCUGGAAUUUUAUUUCUGUUACUGUUCUGGUAUCUACCAAGUAUUCUGUCUCCCUUUUCAGUGCUUGCCUUAAAGAGGGCAGAAGACAGAAAGACUAUGAUUAAGACUUUGUGAAUGCUGGAACUAAUUCUUCUCUGUAGGUGAGGUGUCUUAUAGCAAGUACAGCUCCAACAUCAAGAUCAGUCAUGGAGCAGGUGGAAGCAACAGUAGUUGUUGCACUUGCCCAGCAGGAUUUGAAGAUUCCUUGUGUAAACCACAGCAACAGGAGGUUUUGAACAGGACCUUGUCAAUCUAUACUUAACUCUAAUUCAGACUUAAAAUGUACUUGCCUUCAUUGGGUUUUCUUUGUGUAACAAAAGAGCAUGUGCAUUCCUGAGAAAAUCAGUGGGAUUCUGCUACAAGUCUCUCCAUCGUCAGUGCACCUGCUGGCCCCAUCUGAAACAAAACUGAGAAGGAGCUACAGUAGUAGAAGAAAAGCAAUUAAAACUAUUUAUCUCAAUCCUACAAUUUUUGUUUUAAACGAUUGGAUUGGUUUUAUUACUGUCUGCAGAACUAAGAUUCUUUCCCGUCUUCUCCUCUGUUUGAUUUUUAGCUUACUUUACCCCUUUUUUUUAGGUAAGGGAUAUUGCAUAUCCCUUCUGUGGGAGAAUCAGCCAAAACUGGGGAGGCUGGAGAGAGCAAGAGCCUUUGGGAAACAAAUUAUGUGAUAUUUAAAAUUUCCUCUGAUCAUGCUUCUUUGUAAAUACCCCCAUCUGAAUGCUGUGUAUUUGUACAGGAAAUUGAGCAAAAAAUGUAUAGAUUGUGAUGUCUGACUGGUAUUCUGCCCUGUAAAUGUGUUUUUAACCUCUGGCAUUCUGUGCUUAUUUAAAAAAAGGCAAAAACCUCUAACCACUUCUCUUUUGUGUAUUCAUGUUUAAAACAAAAUGAAAACAGCUAUCUUAUCUAUAAUGGAAAUCAAAUUUAAAAGGAAGAAAAUUUGUACAAGUGUCCUAAAGGUACUUCAUUGUAUAUAUUGUGAUAGCAUGUUUCCAGAACCAACAAAUAAGUGGUGUGAAUUUUAGAUGUAAAUAUCUGCUGUUUGUUUGGGGUUCCUUUCCCUGACCCAUUCACUCGACUGCUGUGAUGUGGAAUUAAAGAUUAAUACCUGAUAUUAAAAUA